This is a messenger RNA of Venturia canescens, 1161 nucleotides long. RefSeq names its product centrosomal protein CCDC61-like. The coding region runs from base 47 to 1105 and encodes 352 amino acids. Lineage: Eukaryota; Metazoa; Arthropoda; Insecta; Hymenoptera; Ichneumonidae. The transcript has 8 exons. The record is from RefSeq and is a predicted model, not a curated record.
GAAAAACCUUUUUUAGAGGAAAAACGCAAGCUCGUGCGGGGGAGCAAUGAACGAAUUGGGUCCAAAUCUCGUCACAAUUUACGCUUUCAAAGGAGGCAGAGAAUACGUCACGAGAAUGAGAGUCACUGCACUUCGUGGAGGAUCCCAACGUAAUCUUGAGUUGUCGGUUACUGACAAAUACACUUCCGAAAAUUGGCAAUCAUCUUACGACACUGCAUAUAUCGAAAACUUGACACACAAGACCGGUAACUACAAACAGUUCGACGUAUUCGUGGCAAUGUUGCAAUCCGGGCUGUUGAAGACGAGCGAUUGCGUGACUCUGGAUCUCUUGACGUUCGAAGAUUUAGAAAUGUUGCGAGCCAGAAGAUCGGAAUCUUCAACACCAUCGACCAUGAGCAGUAAAGGAAGCAAUCGUAGAUAUCUUAUUCUCACCUACAGCGUAGAAUUCGACAGAAUCCAUUAUCCGUUGCCCCUGGAGUACUGCGGAUUUCCGGAUCCGUCAAUCCUUCAGGCUACAAUUAGACGACUAACCGCUGAAAAUGAACGAUUGCGAACGACCGGAGUAAAUAAAGAUCUUCAGAAACGAGUUGACCAGCUUACUCUGGUGAAUCGGCAGCUUGUUGAAGAGAAUCGGGCUUUGAUGAAUGGCGACAAAGGCGCUCGGCGUUUAUUUAGCGCGAUAAAAACGCUCGAGAAUGACGUAGCAAAAGAGAGAGUCUCGUUUCGAACCCAAAUACAAAAGCUUCGCGUUGAAAACGCUAGUCUGGCUCUGAAGGUACGUCAACUGACGGAAUUGGCAAGCCGGAGACCAGGAGACGGAAGUCCAGCUCUAAGAAGACGUUCUACACCUCCACCGAGAUCGUCACAGAGCCGGCGAUCUAUGGCCCGAAAGGGUAGAAGUCGUUCUUCGUCUUUGACCAGGUGUUACAAGGCUCCGAGCUUAUCCCCAGGAAGUUCUGUCGAGUCGUUAAGAUCUCGGGAUUCGUCACGCCGCAGGACAGCAAAGCCCUUUCAUUUCAGGGCAAAAGAAAUCGAUUUCGGUAAAUUGGAAUCAAAAAUUCAAGCAGUGCAAAAAAUGCUCAAAGAAGGAAUAAACUUGAAUUGAAAGUUGAUCAAGAACGAAAUUUCCUCGAGCUGCCUCAAGCAGAUGAGUUAUAUACA